CCUUGGCAUUGUUUCGGCACAGUUUGCAAACAGUCCUGGGUACGGAACAACCGUUCGAGGAGGUUUCAAGGCACUCAAUAGUGAGAGAGAUAACAGCAAGUGCUUUUUUUUGUGACCAUCGAAAAGCAACAAGAAGAUUUUAGCAAAAAUGAAAGUUCUCAUCGUAGGAUCCGUUCUGCUGCUGGCUUCCGCCGCCUCUGCCUCCUACUGGCACUACGUUCCGUCUGACACCCCUGAGGUGGCCGCCGCCAAGGCCGAACACUUUGCCGCCCACCAGAAGGCCCGCGGUCUGGUCGGUGCCGGCCCGAUCGACACCCCCGAAGUCCAGCACGCCAAGGCUCAGCACUUUGCCGCGCACGCUGCUGCCCGCGCCGGACACCCAGUGGCCCCGGUGGUACCAGCCUGGCAUGGUGCCCCCGCUUGGCACGGAGCCGCAGCCUGGCACGGACCCCAGCACAUCCCGGUCAUUCACAACGGAGUCCCGGUCGACACCCCCGAAGUGCAGCACGCCAAGGCCGCUCAUCUGGCUGCCCUGAGCGCCGCCGGUGCCGGAGCCCACUGGGGUGGUCCAGCCCACUACGAGGAUGACGGUUCCUACAGACCCGAAUACGACAACUACCACUACCUUAGCCAGAGCGUUCAGGUGGAAAGCCGUGGCGUGCUGGACUUCGGGGGUAUCGACUGGAACACCCUUGUGGAUCACUGGGAUGUGGAUUGGUCCGUGCCACUUCUGCACAUGGACAUCGCCUCCAUAGUGGCCAUCAUCAUGGUGAGCAUACCCGGCGACCUUAGCGUGAGCGGCAGCGUGGAAGGCCUUGGCGUGCUGAACUUCGGGGGUAUCCACAGGGACGCCCUUGUGAAUUACUGGGAUGUGGAUGGGUCCAUGCCACUUCUGUACAUGGACAUCGUGAUGAUCCCAAUGACCACCACCAACACCGGCGGCUGCAUGGGCGGCAAAUUUUGUGCACUUUUGUCUUUUGCUUUGCAAAACAAUCCAAAUUUAACAAUGAAAGCCUUCGUGUUGGGAUCAGUGCUGCUGGUUGCUUCGGUUUGCUCCGGAUCGUACAUUCCUUUGGACACUCCUGAAGUAGCCGCUGCCAAGGCUGCUCACUUUGCCGCCCACGCAGCCGCCGGUGUCGGUGGUGGUCAUUGGGAUCAUCACGAUGUCCAUGUACAGAAGUGGCAUGGACCCAUCCACAUUCCGGUGAUUCACAAGGGCGUCCCUGUCGAUACCCCCGAAGUUCAGCACGCCAAGGCCUUCCACGCUGCCGCUCACGCUAAGGUCGCCGGGUAUGCUCACCAUGAUGAUGAUCACUAUGGAGGCGAUGUUCAUGUGCAGAAGUGGCACGGACCAAUCCACAUCCCAGUUAUCCACAAGGGUGUUCCGGUCGAUACCCCCGAAGUCCAGCAUGCCACGGCUUUCCACCUAAAUGCACUGGCUAAGGCUGGCUCAUAUGGCACAUAUGGAGCAGGAGCAUGGUCCGACAACGGCAUUGGACACGAAGAUGAUGGCUCCUACAAGCCACAUUUGUACGAGGGUGGACAAUACUAAGCCAUGCAAAACAACGCACAGCCAAAAAUGCCAAAUCUUAGGAAAUAGCCACUUGUAAAUAAUUCAUCAUUUGAACCAUUCUUGGUGCCCUUAAUCGACUGUAUUUCACAAAGCAUGUGCUUGCGCCGUAAUGCACACACAACUAUUGAGUGCCACACAGACUUGUCAUAAAGGAAGAAUUCUCCCACAAAUGUCAUCGGAAUAACAUCUUGCCAGUUCUCAGCACACCUUUUGUAAAAACCGACAUCUAUCGAAAAAGUUUAGGCUAAGCAAUUUGUGGGAGUAGCUUCAUAGAAACGUCAAAUCGACCAAAGAUCCAAACUUAGAUAAUAAGAAAACCAAAGAGAUUCUGCAAUAGAAAAUAGUGAGUCACGGUCAAUUUCAUGAUGCGCAGCCAUGUUUACAUUUCGUAGCUGAUCUUAUCUACUGAACUGAAUGGAACUAAUAAAUGCAAAGCAAAGGAUUUCAAGAAUCUUA
Molecule: messenger RNA, 2029 nt
Organism: Armigeres subalbatus
Lineage: Eukaryota; Metazoa; Arthropoda; Insecta; Diptera; Culicidae
Exons: 5
Coding region: 149-1552 (467 amino acids)
Source: RefSeq, a predicted model, not a curated record